Molecule: messenger RNA, 3377 nt
Organism: Contarinia nasturtii (swede midge)
Lineage: Eukaryota; Metazoa; Arthropoda; Insecta; Diptera; Cecidomyiidae
Product: laminin-like protein lam-2
Exons: 13
Coding region: 234-2594 (786 amino acids)
Source: RefSeq, a predicted model, not a curated record
UUCAAAUCAAACGGAUUGUUUUCAUUCUGUGUUAAAGCUGUUAGUUUAACGAGUGCGAACGUCGAAUAUUAACCAAAUCAGAGAGAUAUAUAUUUUUUUGAGUGCGAAAAAUUCAAAAAAAGAAUAGAAAAAACAAAUCAAAUCCGUGAUUUCAUCAACAAAAUCGCAGCUGGAAAUUAAUUGGAAUCAACCGUUCAAUUUUCUCAUCGUUAUACGACUGAUUUGCCAGAAAAAUGUUCAGCUCAUUUACAGCGUCGCUUCGAAAUUUUGGUGAACGAACGGUCAAUCUGUUUCGACGUAAGAAAAAUAGCGCCGAACAAAAUGCCCAAGAUUUAGCUAAUGAAACCGAAGAAGCUGCAGUCAGUGUGAAAAAUGACUUGAAUAACGAUGCUAAUGAAAUUGGAGAAAACACAGACAAACUGUUGAAGACGGGCGAAUCGGCAUGGAAUUCAACAAAAGGAGCCGCAUCGUCAACAUUGAGCACGGUCGCCGAUACAACGGAAAAGGUGGCCAAUACAGUGGCCGAUAAAACGUCAUCGAUUGUUGGUAGUGUUGCCGAAACAACCAAGGAGACCACUGCUUCAGUGAUUGAUAAUUCAUCGAAAUUGGCCAAGAGCACCGCUGACAAAUCUAGUGAACUGGCCAACAAAGCGUGGGAUGGUACCAAAAAUGUCGCCAGCGCUGGUUAUGAAGGCAGCAAAAAUCUUGCUUCGAAUAUUGGAGAAAAAGCUGGCAAAACGACCGAUGCCAUUGUUGGUGGAACGAAAACAGCUUUGAAUACAACAGUUGAUACGACGAGCAAAGUUGCUCAUAAUGUAUGGGAUACAACCAAGAGUACUACUGCAUCAUUGGCUGAAGGGACCAAACAAGCUGGCGAAAAAGUAUAUAAUACAGGUGAAGUGAUUGUUGGUGGUACCAAGAGUGCUAUUAACACGACAAUUGAAACUAGCGGAAAAGUGGCUCAUGAUGCUUAUGAUCAAACUGGUAAAGCAGUUCAUGCCGUUGGCGAAAAAACAUCAGAAGUCGCACACAAUGUCUGGGACGGAACUAAGCACACGGCUGGAUCAAUUGCUGAUGGCACCAAAAAUGCCGCAUCGAAUGUGUAUGAUGGCACAAAGAAUGCUGCUUCCAAUGUUUAUGGCGGCACAAAGAACGUUGCUUCCAAUGUCUAUGAUGGCACAAAAACCGCCGCUACCAAUGUGUAUUCCGCUGGAGCUGAAAAAACUGGACAAGCUUGGGAAGGCACUAAGAACGUUGCAUCAACCAUUGGCGAAAAAACAUAUAAUACAGGUGAAGUGAUUGUUGGUGGUACCAAGAGUGCUAUUAACACGACCAUUGAAACUAGCGGAAAAGUAGCUCAUGAUGCUUAUGAUCAAACUGGCAAAGCAGUUCACGCCGUUGGCGAAAAGACGUCAGAAGUCGCACACAAUGUCUGGGAUGGAACUAAGCACACGGCUGAAUCGAUUGCUGACGGCACGAAAAAUGUCGCUUCCAAUGUGUAUGAUGGCACAAAGAACGCCGCUUCGAAUGUUUAUUCCGCUGGAGCUGAAAAAACUGGACAAGCUUGGGAAGGCACCAAAGGAUUGGCCUCAUCAAUUGCUUCGACUGGUGCCGAAACAACUGGCAAUUUGUUCCGUAAAUUCAAAGACACCACGUCGUCGGCAUUUGAAAGCACAAAAUCGAAAACCGAUCAAGUGGCCGAUUCAGUAUCGGACAAAGCGCAAACAGCUUGGGAAAAUACCAAGGAUACCACAAAAGAGAUUGCUUCCAAAUCGAAAAAGAAGACAAAUGAAACGUUGAAAGGGGCAGAACAAUCGGCUCAUUUCUUAGCUAAAGAAACAACGGCUCUUGCAAAAGAGUGUGAAGACAGUGUUGAAGAUGCAAUCGAAAAUAUCGGCGACGGAACCGAAUCAGCAUGGAAUCGAACAAAAUUAGCAGCUAAUGAUGCUGCACAAACAACUGAUGAUGCAAUAAAUGCGGGAGUGACAUCAGCAGCCGCCUUGAAGAAUAUCGGCGAAAAAACUAGCAGUCUUUUCGAACGCAAGAAGAAGGAAGUCGAAGAUUUGGCCACCGAAAAAGCUACUGAAGCUCAAACUUAUGCUGAAGAACAAGCAAAGAAGACCGGCGAAGCUAUUGAAGAAACGAAAAAUGAGGCGACCAACAUUUUUGCAGGCGCAGCUGGUGAUGUGAAUACAUCAAUUAAUAAUGGAGCCGAUGCUAUGGAUAAAACCAAACAGGAUUUGAAUGCAAUGGUCAGCGAUGCAUCGUCAUUGGCUGAAAAGGCCAAAACAACCGGUGGCACUUUGUUUGAUCAUGCAAAGGGUGCUGCCAAUGAAGCUCUCGCUGCUGGCAGCAAAGCUGCUGAAAACAUCGUCGAUGAAAAAUUAAAAGAAGCGGAAAAUACUUUUGAUGCUGGAAUGAAAUCAAUGACCGGUGUGGUUGAUCAAAAAAUCAAAGAAGCCAAUGCUUAUGCUGAUGCAACACGUGAUGAUCUUGAAAAGAAAUUACAUGAUGCCACUGUCAAUGCUCAGAAUAAUGCCGGUAUGGAAGCUGCUAAUUUACUCGGAAAACUAAGCCUUACACGACCAACAUAAGAAGGAUUAAGGUUUAUGUAUCCGAAGUACCCCGAUGCAUCUAAAGAAGCUAGCUUAUAAGAAGGAAUAAAACAAAAACUAAAGUUUUUAAAAUGCAUUUCUUGCAUUUAUCGUUGAAUGUUUUCUGUGCUUUAUGUUAUUUGAGCCAAAUUGACAUCACAAAGUUUAAAUGAAUGUUAAAACACUACCUUUUAAAGAAAAUGCAAAAUUUUAAUUCUGACAGUCACAGAAAUUAAGUAAAUAUGAAUAUUAUUUUUUAAACAAAAAGUCAACAAAUACGAUUCAAAUUCAGAAAACGGACGGUUUUCAUUGAAAUUAUAUUAAAUUCUGAAAUCUGGUGAUUUUUCUUUAUUUUUCUCUAAUUUCGCAAAUCACAGAAAAGUAACAAUUCGCAUAUGUCACAUAAAAAUAUUGGCCGCAUUCGAUACAAUGCCUAUCUAUCACCAAAAUGAAGCUCUUCGGAACAUUAUUUCAAACGCAAAAUUUAAUAAGAAUCUCAAACAUUUUAAUUUCGCCACAAAAAAACACAAAUUUUUAAAUCAAUUUUCCAAGAUAUUUUAUUCAGAAUAGAAUAGGUAGGUGAAUUUGAAUCAAUUUAAAUUUUUAAUUUCUUAUUAUAGCACAUAAAAACACUUUAUGAAGAUAAUUGAAAAACAAUAAAAAAAAACUUGUUAUCAGAUUGAUGUGUAAGAUAUAAACGCAACGAAAUGCCUUUCUUUAUAUUUGACAAAAGAAAAUCUAAUUUUGAAAAUAAAAUAAAAUCGGUCGUAAAAUUGCAUUCAA